CUGUCUGUCGCCUUCUGCAAAGUUUGGUGCGCAAGAUGGCAAGAGUAGCCUAUAGUUCCAAGGAAUUUCGGUGACGCGCAUGACCACUCCAAAUAAGACCUUCGUUCAGUUUGAAUAGCGCGGCACAGUGUAGUAGACAGUCAUUGGGAAUAACCUACAUCCAAUAUCCCCUGCCAGCCAGCAUACCCCAGACUCUUGCCCAGUUGUAGAUCAACGCGAUCAUGGCUCAAGCAUUGGAAAUUGCCAGAUGGGACCUGGAGUGUGAGUUCAACAACACAGACCACCGUACGGAGCUCAACGGGGUGGAGCAGCUGAUCGUUAGAAGGGGCCAGCCGUUCACCAUCAACCUGCACCUCCGCUCGGGGGAAUACCAGCCUGGCGGCAGUGCACUCGACCUCACCGUGGAGACAGGUCCCCAGCCCAGUGAUCAGUAUGGCACACGGGCCUCCUUUGGUCUGAUUGACCAAAUCGACACCUCCCGCUGGAGUGCCGCAGUCACCAGUCCCCCCGGGUACAUGGUGUCCCUGUCCAUCUGUUCCCCCCCGGACGCGCCUAUCGGACGCUGGCGCUUGACCCUGGGUCAGGGGGGCUUGGUGGAGUUUGUGCUGCUAUAUAACCCUUGGUGCACAGGCGAUGUGGUGUACAUGGACAGUGAGGAGAAACUGACGGAGUACGUCUUGGCUCAAGAUGGUAUCAUUUUCCGAGGCAGCUGGAAAUACCUCAUCCCUACACCUUGGAACUUUGGCCAGUUUGAGGAUGGGAUCCUGGAAGCUUGUCUGAGAAUCCUGGAAAUGAACCCCAAGUGCCUGCGUAACCCUGGGAAAGACGCUUCAGGGAGGAAGAACCCAAUCUACGUGUCCAGAGUUCUCAGUGCCAUGGUGAAUUGUAAUGACGACAAAGGGGUCUUGCUGGGCAGGUGGACUGACGACUAUGACGGUGGGGUGAGCCCCCUGUCAUGGAAGGGCAGUGUGGAGAUCCUGCGGAACUGGGACACAAAUGCCUGUCAACCUGUGCGCUUUGGCCAAUGCUGGGUGUUUGCAGCAGUGGCCUGCUCAGUUUCACGAGCCCUGGGCAUCCCUUGUCGAGUGGUCACCAACUACAAUUCAGCCCACGACACCAACAGUAACCUGGUGAUAGAGCGGUUUGUGGAUGAGAACGGACAACUUGUUCAGAAGUCGAGAGACAUGAUAUGGAACUACCACUGCUGGGUCGAGAACUGGAUGACCAGACCUGACCUUAAACCAGGUUUUGACGGCUGGCAGGCCAUGGACCCCACACCACAGGAGAAGAGUGAAGGAGUUUACUGCUGUGGGCCAAUCCCACUGAAAGCCAUCAAGGAGGGCGAGCUCACCUAUAAAUAUGAUGCCCCAUUUGUGUUUGCGGAGGUCAACGCUGAUGUGCACACCUUUAUGAAGCGCAAAGACGGCAGCACAGAGAAGAUCAUUAGCUCCGUCCAAGUGGGCCUGAAGAUCAGCACUAAGAGUGUGGGCAGUGAUAGGAGAGAGGACAUCACACACCUGUACAAGUACCCUGAGGGUUCUGACGAGGAAAGGGAGGCCUUUACAAAAGCCAACCACCAGAACAAACUUCUGCAGCAGCAAGAAAAUGCUGGUCUGCUUAUCGCUAUCAAGGUUUCUGCGGAGAUGAGGAAGGGCUGCGACUUUGACGUGUUCGCCGUGGUUACGAAUAACACACCGAAUGGUUAAAAGUGCCGUCUGGUGUUCGGCUCCAGAGCUGUGUCCUACAACGGCAUUCUGGGAGAGAACUGUGGGUUCAAAGACCUGCUCAACGUAGAGUUGGCACCUGGAGAAGAGAAGCGAGUUCCUCUGAGAAUGAACUAUUCCAAGUAUGCCGAGAAGCUCACUGAGGACAAUUUGAUCCGGCUGGUGGCUCUGCUCCUAGACUACGGCACCCGAGAGGCCUACCUCGCUGUGAGGAACGUUGUACUGGAAAAUCCUGAGAUCAAAGUCAGGAUUCUUGGGGAACCCAAAGAGAACCGUAAGCUGGUGGCUGAGAUAACUCUACGGAACCCUCUGCCAGUACCACUGCAGAACUGCUGUUUCACCGUGGAGGGUUCCAACCUCACUGGAGGACAGAUCAUCACUGAGAAACUUAACUCCACGGUGGAACCCGGGCAAGAUGCCAAGGUCAAAAUCUACUUCACGCCCACCCACUCAGGCCAACGGAAACUGGUGGUUGACUUUGACAGCAAUGAGCUGUGUCACGUCAAGGGCUACAGGAAUGUCAUCAUCGGCAAAUAGAGGACCCACCCUGAGCCUGCACUCCAUAAAACCCAGUGAAGACAAAGACCUACAGUUGUUUCACAAUCUAUAUGCAUAUCUCUAUACUCCAAGAUCUCUUUUAUCACCUAUAGAUAAACAAAUUCUCUGUUUGUUAGGAUUAUACAGUGCCUUCGGAAAGUACUCAGACCCCUUGACAUUUUCCAAAUUGUUGCGUUAUAGCCUUUUCCUCAUCAAUCUACACACAAUACCCCAUAAGAACAAAGCGAAAACAGGUUUUUAGAUACUUUUGUAAAUGUAUAAAAAAAUCAAAAAUCAAAAAUAUUUUCAUAAGUAUUCAGACCCUUUGCUAUGAAACUCGAAAUUGAGCUCAGGUGCAUCCGGUUUCCAUUGAUCAUCCUUGAGAUGUUUCUACACCUUGAUUGAAGACCACCUGUGGUAAAUUCAAUUGAUUGGAGAUUAUUUGGAAGGCCCACACCUGUCUAUAUAACAGUGCAUAUAGGACAGUGCAUGUCAGAGCAAAAACCAAGCCAUGAGGUCGACGGAAUUGUCCGUAGAGCUCCGAAGCAGGAUUGUGUCAAGGCACAGAUCUGGGGAAGGGUACCAAAACUUUCUGUAGUAUUGAACGUACCCAAGAACACAGUGGCCUCCAUCAUUCUUAAAUGGAAGAAGUUUGGAACCACCAAUACUUUCUAGAGCUGGCCGACCGGCCAAACUGCGCAAUCAGUGAAGAAGGGCCUUGGUCAGAGAGGUGACCAAGAACCCGAUGGUAUCUCUGACAGAGCUCUAGAGUUCCUCUGUGGAGAUGAGAGAACUUUCCAGAAGGACAAAAAUCUCUGCAGCACUCAACCAAUCAGGCCUUUAUGGUAGAGUGGCCAGAAAGAAGCAACUGCUCAGUAAAAGGCACCCAAAGUUUGCCAAAUGGCACCUAUAGACUAUGAGAAACAAGAUUUCCUGGUCUGAUGAAACCAUUGAAUUCAAUGGUGGAAAAAGUACCCAAUUGUCAUACCUGAGUAAAAGUAAACAUACCUUAAUCGAAAAUUACUCAAGUAAGUGACAGUCACCCAGAAAAAUACUACUUGAGUAUAAGUCAAAGUAUUUGUUUUGAAAUAUACUUAAUUAUCAAAAGUAAAUGCAAUUACUAAAAUAUACUUAAGUAUCAAAAGUAAAAGUAAAAGUACAAAUAAUUUCAAAUUCCUUAUAUUAAGCAAACCAGGUUGCACCAUUUUCUUGUUUUUAUUUACUUACAUAAUUUGCAAUUUACAGACAUAAUUUGCAAUCAAAGCAUUUGUGUUUAGUGAGCUGCCAGAUUAGAGGCAGUAGGGAUGACAAGGGACUUUCUCUCUUGAUAAUUGUGUGAAUUCGAACUCUUUGGCCUGAAUGCCAAGCGUCACGUCUGGAGUAAACCUGGCACCAUCCCUACAGUGAAGCAUGGUGGUGGCAGCAUCAUGCUGUGGGGAUGUUUUUCAGCGGCAGGGACUGGGACACUAGUCAGGAUCGAGGCAAAGGUAAUGGGGCAAAGUACAGAGAGAUCCUUGAUUAAAAACCUGCUCCAGAGUGCUAAGGACCUCAGAUUAGGGUGAGGAAUGGAAGAAACUCCCCAAAUACAGGUGUGCCAAGCUUGUAGCAUCAUACCCAUACCCAUACCCAUACCCUCGAUGCUGUAAUCACUGCCAAAGGUGCAUCAACAAAGUACUGAGUAAAGGGUCUGAAUACUUAUGUAAAUGUUAUAUUUCAAUUUUGUAUUUUUUUUAUAAAUUAGCAAAAGUUCUAACAACCUGUUUUUGCUUUUUCAUUAUGGGAUAUUGUGUGUAGAUUGAUGAGGGAAAAAAACGAUUUCAUACAUUUUAGAAUUAGGCUGUAAUGUAACAAAAUGUGGAAAAAGUCAAGGGGUCUGAAUACUUUCAAGUAAAAUUCUGAGUAUGUGUAAAUAUACUUGGUAAAUAAAGGAGUUUCUGAUUAUA
Salvelinus fontinalis (brook trout) is the source of this 4204-nucleotide messenger RNA. RefSeq names its product protein-glutamine gamma-glutamyltransferase 2-like. The record is from RefSeq and is a predicted model, not a curated record. Lineage: Eukaryota; Metazoa; Chordata; Actinopteri; Salmoniformes; Salmonidae. Gene Ontology annotation, molecular function: protein-glutamine gamma-glutamyltransferase activity. The transcript is spliced from 13 exons. Gene Ontology annotation, biological process: peptide cross-linking.